Molecule: messenger RNA, 993 nt
Organism: Effrenium voratum
Lineage: Eukaryota; Dinophyceae; Suessiales; Symbiodiniaceae
Source: the annotation of a GenBank genome assembly
AUGCCUGCAGCACAACCAGAGGCAAAAGCGUCCAGGGAGUCAAUGGUUUCAACAUCCUCCCAGCCGAGCAGAUCGCAGAGGCCAGCAGAGCUGCAGAGGCCGGUUGCUCAGCAGCUGAGGCCGGAUGAGGAGGAAGCGGCCUUUCGAGCAGAAGCAGAGGCGGCCGUCGAGCGUGCUUUGGAGCGGGAUCGCAACAGUGACUGGUGGAAGAAGCUGCAGGCCGCUCCGAAGAAGCACGUCCCACAGCGGUGUGACCGCCUGCCCAUCCACCGCGAGACCGCCAGCAGGGAGGAUGGGUGUCGGCUUCCCACCCGUGGCUUCAAGGUGCUGGCUGAGGUGCAGCCAGUGCGCGCGCAGCCUUGUGCGGGGGCGCCGGUGCGCGGUGGCCGGAAGAAGGGAGAUUCUCUACGCGCAGUGGAGGAGGGUUGGGUGAAGCUGGCUGGUGAGGACGGUUGGAUAUGCCAGGGCCUUGAGGAGGCUCCAAGCCAAAAGAAGUGCCUGGAGGCCCUUGAGAAGCCGAGGGCUUUGGCGGUGGAGACCCUGGCGAAGAUGCCCGGAAGGCAGAUGCUGGAGGUGGUUGCCGAUGAUGGCGUGGACAUCCUGCGAGAGCCAUUCGAUGGUGCCUUACUGCUUGGCAGAAGGAGCUUUGGGGAGUUCGUGCUCGCAGACUCCCAGUCGUAUCACGGCUGGGUUCGCCUGUCUGACAAUGAGGGCUGGGCCCAGGCAGUGAGCGGCUCCGGCGAGAAGCUGCUGCAGGGGAUUCGGCCAGAAGAGCUGCAGCUCACGCAAAGUGCCGCGGCCGAGCCAGAAGAGGUCCAAAAGGAGCAGGUCGAAAUUGCGAUGCAGGAGGCGGCACGCAAGGAAGCCCUGCGGCAACUGGAGUCUGCCGCCCUCUCUGGGAACUCUGCAUUCUUUUGUGCCGCGCUGGAAGUGGCACGGCAGAAAGGUGUCUCCAAGAAGGACAUUGCCAGGGCCAAUGCCAUGCGAUCUUGA